UCCUCCCCUCCUUUCCCUCUCUCUCUCUCUCUCUCUCUCUCUCUCUCCUGUAUAAACCCAACCGCAGCGUCCCUUCCUUGCCGCUGCCGCUGCGCUCUCCCAUAGCAGAGCCCCACCCCGCGCAAAAGCAGAGCAACCACUUUCCCCUCCCGCUCCCCACCUCCGCCCUCCUCCAUGGCGAGAUCGACGCUCCUGGUCCCGCUCCUCCUCGCGCUGCUGUCGCUGGCGGCGGCGGCGGCCCGCGCGGGCGACGUGCCGGCGGGGCUGGGCUGGGAGCUCGGGGUGGUGGGCGCCGCGGAGGACGAGGAGUUCGGCUUCCCCGCCGGCGGCGACUCCGUCGCGCGCCGGGUGCUGCAGGGCGGGUCCGGGUACAUCAGCUACGGCGCGCUGCGGAGGGACAACGUGCCGUGCUCCGUGCGGGGGGCGUCCUACUACAACUGCCGCCCCGGCGCCCAGGGCAACCCCUACUCGCGCGGCUGCUCCGCCAUCGCCCGCUGCCGCGGCUGAUCCCUCGCCCGCCCGCUUCAGCACCGUCGGGAGGACGAGGAGGAGGUUCAUCCCGUUAAUCCCUCGCCGUUUAGCGCAAAAAAAAAGAAAAAAAAGAAAAGAAACUGUUCAUGUGCCCUUUUUAAUCAAUUAUUAUUGUUGUUAGUACUGGUAUUAUUUGUCUUGUCGUCCAUGCUUAACCGAGGAUGAUUGGUGGUGGUUGGCUGAUUCGAGUUCGGAUCCGUCUGUCCCGUCCUGUAAAUUGCACGCAUAAUUUGUGUGAUCAUCGAGCCACUGGUGUAUAAACUGAUGAUGAUUGAACCUGUGUUGAUUGCGAUUGUAGCCA
This is a messenger RNA of Panicum hallii, 832 nucleotides long. RefSeq names its product rapid alkalinization factor-like. The record is from RefSeq and is a predicted model, not a curated record. The transcript has a single exon. Bases 175 to 507 code for a protein of 110 amino acids. NCBI's taxonomy places the organism in Eukaryota, Viridiplantae, Streptophyta, Magnoliopsida, Poales, Poaceae.